This is a messenger RNA of Polyodon spathula (Mississippi paddlefish), 3273 nucleotides long. RefSeq names its product biogenesis of lysosomal organelles complex-1, subunit 5, muted (gene bloc1s5). The coding region runs from base 402 to 866 and encodes 154 amino acids. Gene Ontology annotation, cellular component: BLOC-1 complex; transport vesicle. The transcript is spliced from 5 exons. The record is from RefSeq and is a predicted model, not a curated record. NCBI's taxonomy places the organism in Eukaryota, Metazoa, Chordata, Actinopteri, Acipenseriformes, Polyodontidae.
UAUAUAGAUAUGGACUUUUUUAAAAUCGAAUCUAUCUUGGCAACAAAAUUACUACGGUUUAUGUUUGCAAACAUGCCCUUUAAAUACAUGGCAUUGCGAUUUUAAAUGUUUAUCACGCCUGAAAUGUGGAAGUUGCCUGCCAAAACCCGGAAGAAAUCAUACCCUAAACAAAAGGGGCGUAAGUUCAUAUUCCUCUGAUGUUUUGAUAGUUUCUGUUUCCUGGUUUGGUAAUGCAUUAACGUUACAGUAAACUCAGGACACGGGUUUUUAAUACAGUCAAAUAACAAGCAGCCGGUCAGAUUUUAUUCGGUAGCGUCGUGAAUAUAGCUUACUUAAAAAAAAAAAUUAUAAUAAUGUGCUUUUGAAGACCAAGUUUAGAGUAAACGGUACAACUCGUUACAAUGGAUAAGAUAACUAAAGAUAUUGGGGACAUUCAAUCCAGACUGCUGGAUCACAGACCAGUGGUACAAGGAGAGAUACGUUUCUUUGUGAGGGAAUUUGAAGAGAAGAGGGGUUUGCGAGAGAAAAGAUUACUUGAAAACCUUAACAACAUGAUCAUAGGUGCAAAUGACCAAACCAUUCCAAAGUGUACUGAGGCAAUGCAGCAUAGACUUUUUGCGGCUCUUACAAGAUUGGAGGCUGCGAACCAUAUGGCACAAAGAAUCCACCUGAGGGAGCAAGAAGCAGAACAGAGUACCAAGCUCCAUGCCUGUCAGGAGAGACGCAAGGCUGAAUGGGAAGCCUUCAUGAAGGAGCAGACUGUUAAGAAAGAAGCUGUAGAUGAGGAGCAUGCAAAAGCAGUGGGUCGACUGAGCACACACUAUUCUGACAUGAAGAAAGAUUUGACCAAAUUUGCACCUUUCUGAAUGUUGCUGUUGCUUAUGUUUUAAAUUAAAAAAAAAAAAAAAAAACUGUGUGAAGAAGUGUAGUUUCCAUUUGUUAUACUUGGCUUAAGAAUGCAGUAAAAUUACAAAUAGUUCUGAUUGUAUAGAACCCAUUGAAAGCUUUCUGAGUGAAAGACAUGUUGGCAAAUACACACUUCUCACCUACAGUUAGCAAAUAUUUAAAACCAACAAUGCUUUGAAGAAGCACAUAUUUACCUACAAGAUAACAAAUUAUAAUACUGGCAAUAGUUGUUUAACAGCAUAAAUUAAGUCUUAGUGAUAGCUUUAGUGUAUCAGUUAAGAGAAAAAGCAGCUUUAUCACAUAACUUUACAAAUGAGGGGUCGAAAAAAUGAAAUGUAUAGCGGUCUACGCUGUGGACAAUGCCUUUCAAAUGAUGUAAAAGGACUGGAGUGCCUGGAAGUGUUAAACUUCCCACAUAUCUUUGUGUUUGGGAGUACACCAGCCCUAAACAAUGGCUGUGUGUUUGAAUGGAUGGCUGUGUAUCAAGCCACAUUCCUGGCAUCAUUUUGGAAACGUGAUUAACGUUAGAAAAGGAGACAAUAAAUAUUUGAGUUUACUUUCAAUAACAUUGACCAGUGGCUGUUUUUUUUUUUAUUUUGGGGUUUUUUUGUAAGUUGUUUUUUUUCACGUUCACAAUGGGGGUGAUGGCUUCAUCAAUCAGUGUGAGGGGAAAAAAAGAACACCAAACCACACUGCAGUUAUGUGUGGAAAGAUGCAGAUGGCUGUAAAAUCAUCUGUUUUGAGAAAUCCCAGUUGCCUUUGAUGGUGGGUUUAAAUGAAAAUCACAUCCGUCCUUAUGAUUUACUAAACACACUCAUAACAAAUGUCUCCCUCAGCUUCCCUAUCCAGUUUGUUGAUUUCAUUUGAAACAUAACAUAAUUUAAUCAAGUCAAAACUGGAACUGCAACUUGCAAGUGGAGAUGUCAAAAAGAUCAGAAUAUCAAACAACUGACAUUUCAAUCAAGUCCUAGUUAAACACACCCGGCACUUCUGGCCAUUAAAUGCCAAGGCCUCCAUCACAUUUUAAUCACGUGACUAUAGAAGAAACUACAGAAAAAGCAGAUGGUGCUUCAUUUGUGACGCACAUGUUGUUAAAUAAAGAGUAUAAUGAAGUUGUUAAGUCUAUUCAGAGUUUUACCUAUUUUUUUUUUAUAUGUAAAUCUUUGUUCUGAAAGGCGAGGGGCAACCGCACUGUCCCGAUAUGAUUUUUGUUAUAUGCAUUAGUGCUGAAAAGUUGAAAGGCUAUGCCACCCAAACCAAUAAUUGUUUUCUUUGUUUAUUCCCAAGUAGCUUUUUUUUUGGUUGCAUGUUAUGUUUGCAUUAUCAUUACUAUCACCAGUAUUAUAAGAGAUUUGGGUAGAAAAUGACAUAUGCACGGGAUUCUGGAGGCAGUAGUCUGUGUUUAAACAGUCAUAAUUACAGUUGUGAGGAGGGAUUUUAUUUGAAUUGCAGUGUCAGUAUUGACCAAAUGUUUUCAUUUCUCUGAUUGAUUUUGAAAAUGUAAUUGUGGAAAGGGAUUAUACCCCCCUCCCCCAAAGAAAAAAAAAAGUUAAAUCGAAGAAAGGGAACUUUAGUUCAUUCCAGAUAUUCUUCCAUUCUAGUUAGCUUCAAAUAAAUGGACAUGAUAUAGUGUUUCAAUUAAUGUUUGUUUAAAUAUUUCCCUCAGCACUAUUCUCAAUAGAUGACAUUGUGUAACCUUUCCACUGUGUGCCAGUGGCCUUGAAAGAACCAUUCUUGUUUUUGUCUCCUUUUUCUAUCAGCAUCAUUGUGUUCUUCCUGUUAUGGAACAAGUUUGCUGAUUCUGGAGUUGUUCAAGAAAUGCACUUCUGUGCCAACAAUAAUUGUGUAGAAACAAUACAACUAGGAAGCACUGAUCUUUAAAUUGCUUGUGGAGAGCUAGAUGCCCUAUGUGCCUACCUAGCGCCGACGAAAAGGGUUAGUUUGUAAACAAACAUGACAUUAAUAUUAUGUUACUGUUUUAGAGCAUGUCCCUCAUGAAAGCGAGCUUAUAAAGUGCACUGUUAUAAAUGUGGGCUUUCUAAUCAUGCAGUAACAUAUUGCUGUUAAUUGAUUUUAUUUUAGUACAGCAUUACGCCUCUUUUGUUGUUUCCACUGUCAUAUCCAGUUCUAUUCUCUGUAAUCAUUGUUAUCAUGAAAAUGAUCUGUUUUUAAAUAAUCUGAAAGUUCAAUGUAUGUACCUGGCUUGAUGUUUUAGUAAUAUGUAAACCUUAAAUGCGUUGAUUUACUAAUAACUUUAGUAGUCGAUAGUUGUACAUUUAAAAGAAAUACUGUAUUGGUUGAGAACUUAUUGUAAAUGAAAAAUACCAAUCUGAUUCCUUGGGGGGGGGGUGACAAGAUGAUUACCUA